Molecule: messenger RNA, 1389 nt
Organism: Polypterus senegalus (gray bichir)
Lineage: Eukaryota; Metazoa; Chordata; Cladistia; Polypteriformes; Polypteridae
Product: thiamine transporter 2-like
Exons: 5
Coding region: 1-1389 (462 amino acids)
Biological process (GO): vitamin transport; transmembrane transport
Cellular component (GO): plasma membrane
Molecular function (GO): thiamine transmembrane transporter activity
Source: RefSeq, a predicted model, not a curated record
AUGGAGAGUAUAAGAAAAGUGAACUCAGAAAUUGGGAAGCACCCAACAACCUUGUUGUGCAUCUAUGGCUUUUUUUCUAUGAUGAGGCCUUCAGAACCUUUUCUGACUCCGUAUCUCACUGGUCAUGUAAAGAACUUGACGAUUGAUGAGGUCACUAAUGAAGUCUUUCCUGUGUGGACAUAUUCUUACCUGGUGAUCCUGAUGCCUGUUUUCUUAACUACAGACUGUUUAAGAUACAAGCCUAUCAUUAUUCUUCAAGGUAUUAGCUACAUUCUCACAUGGGUAAUGCUCCUAUUUGCCAAAGGUGUGCUGGCAAUGCAGUUCAUGGAGUUCCUAUACGGCAUGGUGACAGCUACUGAAAUCGCCUAUUUCUCCUAUAUUUAUAGCAUUGUUAACCAGGACCGAUAUCAGAAGGUAACCAGUUACUGUCGAAGCAUUCAGUUGUGUGGCUUUACACUUGCCUCUGUGAUGGGUCAGCUACUAAUUUCGUUGGUAGGUUUAGAUUACUUUUAUCUGAAUGUCAUAACUUUGGUUUCUUGUUCUAUUGCCCUCAUUUUCUCGUUUCUGUUGCCCAUGCCAAAAAGAAGUAUGUUUUUCCAUAAAACAGAAACAGAUGUUGCUGUACCAUACAAUGCCAGAACAACACACAAUAUUGAAGACUUCAACACACAGGAUGGAGCUCAUGUGUCCACAAUGCCACCCCAAGUAGAGGUUCCCAAAAAUCGUUUUAUGAAGGUACUUCGCCAGCUAUUGAAUGAUGUCAUAACCUGCUACUCAACUGGACAAAUCUUCUACUGGUCACUAUGGUGGGCUUUGGCAACAUGUGGCUACAAUCAAGUUGUCAACUACACACAGGUGCUGUGGGAGCAUGUGCAACCAUCAGGCAACCUUACGGCAUACAAUGGAGGAGUUGAGGCAAUUUCAACACUAAUGGGUGCAGCAACAUCCUUUUUCGUCAGUAUUAUCAGAAUUGAGUGGAGUCUUUGGGGAGAGUUGACUUUAGGCAUUGUUUCUUCCUUGGAUGCUGGUGCACUUUUUCUUAUGAAUUUGACAGAAAACAUCUGGAUCUGUUAUGCUGCCUAUUUAGUAUUCAAGGCUUUGUACAUGCUGCUCAUAACAAUUGCAACGUUUCAGAUUGCUGCUACCUUAAGCAUUGAACGAUAUGCUUUAAAUUUUGGGAUCAAUACAUUUGUGGCACUUUGUCUUCAGACAAUUGUGACAAUAAUUGUCGUGGAUUCAAGAGGUCUUAGUCUGGAUAUUGUAUCCCAGUUCUUUAUUUACGGAACGUAUUUUGCAGCAAUUGCUGUAAUAUUCCUAAUAAGAGGUGCCUAUAUUUUGAUUAUGGCCAAAAAGUCAACGAGAGGAACAACCUCCACAUCAGCAGAAUGA